UAUUGUGCGUUCUGUAGUAAUCGCUCUUAAAAUAGCACAAUGCUCCUUCAAAGCUGGAAUGGUGUAAUUAAAGGGUUAGUGGUAUAUGGAAUAGGAGUUAUUGAAGAGGACAGCUGGGCUGACAUGGGGGAAGCCAGGAGCUGAUAUCAGAGGGGAUGGACAGGACAAUGUAAGGAAAGAGGAAAGGAUAAGAGAUGAAACGGACAUGGAAAACACCCGCUAUGAUCUAAUGGACUGUUGAAUAAUGGAGUGAAAGGAAGGAAAACAAGCAGUUAGAGAUUAUUUUCAGCAAUGUUAUUAAACUGUACCUGUCGCGAACAUCUCUGCUGUUCUCAUGACAUGAUUUCCUGGUGGCUUUAGCUUUGCUGUGCAACUUUCAAACUUUGUUCUGGGUCUUCUGAGUGUUGAGGGAAAUACACAUAAAGGAACCCAUAGAAAAGGAAGUAAAUCCUCGCUUAUUACCAGGUGAACUGCUGCUUUGUGAAGCAAGCACAGUGUACAAGUAUAUGCAAGAAGAUGGAUCAAAUCGUGGCACCUACGGGAAACUCGUGUGCACAAACUUCAAGAUUUCUUUCCUUGAUGAUGAUUCUGCUUCAGAUGAUAAUGAACCAGAAUUUAAGAAUAAAAUUGUAGGAGAAAAUGACAUAACCCUGCAAUGUGUAGAUCAAAUCUAUGGAGUUUAUGAUGAGAAAAAGAAACUUCUAACUGGACAGCUGAGAAAAUACCCGGAAAGGUUAAUUAUCUACUGUAAAGAUCUUAGAGUAUUUAAUUUUUGCCUGAGAUACACAAAAGAAGAGGAAGUGAAAAGAAUCGUCAGUGGUAUAGUUCAUCAUAGCCAGACUCCUAAGCUGCUUAAACGUUUGUUUCUGUUCUCUUAUGCAUCAGCUGCCCCAAACAACACAGAUGGAAGAAACCAAACUGUGAUGUUUGAUACACUCGAGGACUGGCGUGAUGAGUUGGAGCGGACCAAAGGGAAUGUGAAAUACAAAGCAGUGAUCACCAAUGAAGGCUACAGAGUGUCUGAGAAGCUGCCUUUGUAUUUUGUUGUUCCCAUAUGCAUUUCUGAAGAGAGUAUCUUGAAGUAUGAAGGCAGAGGCAUUCCUAUUUGGUGUUGGUCUUGCCAUAACGGUGCUGCUCUUCUCAAAAUGUCUGCAUUUCCCAAAGAACAGGACGACAGCACUUCACAAAUGCAAAAAGCCUUCUUGGAUGGAAUCUAUAAGACAAUUAGCAAACCUCCCUAUGAACUCCUGAAGGUGGAUGACUUGUCAAGCAGCCUUCCAUCUCUGCAAGAUAUCCAGACUGCAUAUACAAGAUUUAAACAGCUGUUUUUGAUAGAUAACAGUACAGACUUCUGGGCAACUGAUGUGAAAUGGUUUUCAUUACUGGAGAGCACAAACUGGCUAGAGAUAAUCAGGAGAGUCUUGAAGAAAGCAAUAGAAGUUGCUGAGUGUCUUGAAAGGCAGCAUACAAACGUUCUCCUUAUAGAAGAGACUGCUACUGAUCUGUGCUGUGUGAUAUCUAGUCUGGUUCAAGUGAUGAUGGAUUCAUACAGCAGAACAAAGUCAGGGUUUCAGAGCCUUAUUCAGAAGGAGUGGGUAAUUGGAGGACAUAGCUUUUUGGAUCGCUGUAACCACCUACACAAAAGUGAAAAAGUGGAGGCUCCUGUUUUUCUGCUCCUGCUAAAUUGUGUUUGGCAGUUGGUACAACAGUAUCCUCCAGCAUUUGAGUUCACAGAAACUUACUUAACUGUCCUGUCAGACAGCCUCUAUGUGCCUGUUUUUAGCACUUUCUUCUUCAACUCCCAACAUCAAAGAGACACCAGUACGAGUGGUGAAAGCCUCAAGACACAAAGUGGUCCUUUCAGAUUUCUUACCGUGUGGGACUGGUCUGUGCAGUUUGAUCCCAAGGCCCAAGCUUUUCUGAACAACCCUUUUUAUGCAGAGAAACCAAAACCAGAUAAAAGUCAACGGAAAACUGCACGAUUCAAACAUCAACGGCAACUUUCUUUGCCACUGACGCAGGCAAAGCCUUCCACAAAGAGAGGAUUUUUCAGGGAGGAAACAGAUCAUCUAAUUAAAAACAUUCUGGGUAGAAGAAUUGGCAAGUUCAUAAAUUCUUCAGACGAGCCUCCCAAUAAUUUAAGGGAGUUCUAUGAUAGCUGGCACAGCAAACCUGUUGACUAUCAUGGCCUUCUGUUACCUCGCAUCGAUGGCCCUGAAAUCAAAGUGUGGGCACAGCGGUAUUUACGAUGGAUCCCUGAAGCCCAGCUUCAUGGUGGUGGAACAAUAGCUAUAACUGCCAAGAUUUUGGACUUGAUGGAGGAAGUGCAAAGCUUGCAGGUGAAAAUAGAAGAAGAACAUAGUCAAGCUGUUUCCGGAGAUGUACAUUCUGUUACCACGCCGAGAAAUUCUGCCCGUUUGUCAUCCUUGUUUCCAUUUGCAUUACUCCAGAGACAGUCUGUCAAACCAGCUUUACCCACCAGCACCUGGAAGGACUUGGAAGAUGAAGAUGACUUGGUCAGGAGGGAUGACGAAUUUCUUGAUCUAAGUGGGGAUAUGUCAUAACAUGUAUAUACAUUACAGUAUGGAUUGUAUGUGGCUAAGCUCUGAGUUUAAAUGUUGUGCUGUAUCUUCAUAUAUGGAACUUGAGCAUCUGCAACCUGUUUAAUCGGUUUGUGGGGUUAAAAAACCUUGAUUGGAAAGAACUACUUGCCAUAAUUAACUGAGUGUGUUUUGAACUUCUGUUUCACUCUAAAGAUAUUUAUUGCUGAAACGUGUUUUUAGCAUAGGUGUAAUAAAAACAGGAGUCUUGGCUGGUGUAACCCUGUGGCCACUCUGUUUAAAAAAGAAAAACAACAAAAGAAUACUUUCUGCUGCAAAGGUGGAAUACUAAAUGCAUACCGCAGCAAUCUUGCCAUCUUAACAUAACACCUCUUCCCCUUAUGCUAAGAGUACUGGGAAUGGAAGUACUGUGAUGAGGAACUUAAUACAUCUGCAUUUCCCCUCCACAUAAAAUAAACAGCGAAAGGUGCAACUAACUGUGCAUUCAAGGAUGAGCUUUUGACAGCUGAGGAAUAAACCUGUGGUCACCAGGGGUUUUUUGUCUGCUGUUGCAUCAACAGAAGUCAUGUGCUUGCCCCCUCCCCUCUCACAGUGUUUUGUCUGUGUGUCACAGGUUGGCUGCUCUGAGCCUGUGCAUGUGCUCAGCUUAGGGUGAGAUGCAAGAGCUUGAUGAUACAUUUCAAGUCUUAGUGCUGCUGUGCUAUAUGCCCUUGCUGCCUUGGAAUAUUAAGUUUGCUGGUAAUGUUAAAAAAAUGGCCUGACUAUGAGAUUCUAAUUUGCCACAAGUGGUUUUUCUCCUUUCAGUAGAAUGAGAGUUUCAUUUUUAGUUUCCCCCGUGGAUACCAGUUGCCUUUGAGGCUUUCUGUAGCUUGCACCCUCCACAUAGCAGGGAAGACUCUUUUCCUGUAAUCCUGCAGUGAAGCAGGAUUUGCAGUCUGUUGCCACUUACCAUGGGUUGGUGGUACAGCUUAUGAAUGUGGCAUUUAUACCAUAGGACAUUUGCAUCCUGUUGCUGGAUGUUAUAACAGUACCUCAGUGAAAAAAGCCAUAAAGAAAUGCCUGUUGACUUGGAUCUACUGUGUGUAUGUUUAUAUAAAGUAUUUUUACUGCAAAUAAUUGUCCUUUUUAAAGCUCAAUAUUAUUUGACUGUCAAAUCUAUUUUGAACCCUUAAAUUCUAGAAUACACCAAGAAUGGAUUCAAGUCAUAAAAUCAGUUACACUGAGAGGUUAGACAUUGAAUAGUUUCUCUAUUCUCAUAGGAAUUUAGAAAUCCAUGCUGGAAAACUUAGCUGGUGGUUAAACUGUUGCUUAAUUUGAUCAGCUCAGUGAAACUGGGGAUAUUAAACUUUGUUACUGACUUAUCACUUCAUACUGAGUUGUAUUAAUAGAUAGCAACAAUUCAUCAGCAGCCCUCUAAAAAUAAUUUUUCAUAUGUUAAAGUAAAUGUAUUCAUGGGGAAAGAGGGCGAGCUUGAUGCAGCUAUGCCAAACAGAAGAUUCCCAAGUCUUGAUUGCCUUAAGUCAAAGUGCGAGGACAAUACUUGAGUUUGUUGUGUCUUAUUUAAAAAUACACUAGUACUUAUGCUUUCUUCUGUGAUAUGUAUGAUCUUACAGCUAGCACUUGCUAGAAUGGGCUGUACAGCACAUUUCCUUCAGACUUAGUUGUUGUAAUUCAUGUGAUUCAUGUAUGCAAUAAUACUUUGCAUGUUGAAUGAGCAGUGUAUUAUUAUGGUGAAGAAAUACUUGUCAUUCUAAGGUCAUUUGGGUUCAAGGGUGGGUUUUUUUAAACUACCGGUAGGAAAAAAAAUAUUAAAAUGAUUUUUCUAUACUUUUGAUCAAACUGUUGUAAUAUUUCAGUCAUGAAGAUUACAUAUUUAUGUUAAAGAACAGAUGUUGGACGUUUAUUUGUACAUAAGUUAUCAGAAGUAUAUAUAGAAGAGAAGCAUAUAUCUGGAAUUGAACAUGGGAACACUUCUAACGUAGAGUAAAUACCAUUGUUACUGGUUUUCUGCACUGAGGGAUUGGAAAUGUACUUCAUAUUUUUACUCCAGGCUUCUGUUUAUACCUCCAAGUUUUAACACUGAAUGCAAGCUAGAAGCUUUACAGAUUUUUUUACCUUCUUGUUAUUUCCAACAGGCUGUUUGAAGAGUGUCAAUAAAAUAUACUUUGAAAUA
Chiroxiphia lanceolata (lance-tailed manakin) is the source of this 4734-nucleotide messenger RNA. It is a transcript of the gene MTMR12, whose product is annotated as myotubularin related protein 12. Bases 507 to 2564 code for a protein of 685 amino acids. The transcript has 17 exons. Lineage: Eukaryota; Metazoa; Chordata; Aves; Passeriformes; Pipridae. The record is from RefSeq and is a predicted model, not a curated record.